Messenger RNA from Struthio camelus australis, 2284 nucleotides. The record is from RefSeq and is a predicted model, not a curated record. Lineage: Eukaryota; Metazoa; Chordata; Aves; Struthioniformes; Struthionidae.
UGGAAGCAACAGUAGCUUCUGCUCUUGGGCCUCCUCUGCCAGCUGGACUCUUCAUGGCUUCUCCCAGACUGGAAACCUACUGCUGCCCUAACCGGGAUGCAGCCACACAGCUAGUGAUGACCUUCCAGCCCAAAGUCUUCUGUGGAGUCUGCAUUGGCAGUGCCUCCAUCAGUCUGCUGCUGACCAUUCUGCAGCUCCUGCCGAAAAAGGGACAGAGCCCACGGAAGAUGCCCAAAGCCUCCUCUUCCUCCACUAUCCUUCUCCUUGUCUCUGUUUGUGACAUCCUUGGUGGCUUAGGUAUGAUCUUCAGAUCAAGUGUAUGGUUAGGCUUUCCAGGCUUCAUAGCUAACAUUUCUGUGGUGAAUGGGACUGACAUAUGGCCUGCUGCUUUCUGUGUGGGGAGCGCGAUAUGGAUCCAGCUAUUAUAUAGUGCUGGCUUCUGGUGGUUAUUUUGCUAUGCUGUUGAUUCUUACUUGGUGGUAAGAAGAUCAGCUGGACUGAGUACAAUUGUCCUGUACCACAUGAUGACAUGGGGGCUAGCAGUUUUGCUCUGUGUGGAGGGAGUUGCACUGCUUUACUACCCUUCUCUUUCCAGUUGUGAAAAUGGCCUGGAGCAUGCAAUUCCACAUUACGUCACGACCUAUGCCCCGCUCCUUCUAGUACUGGUGAUCAACCCAAUCCUGUUUAGAAGGACAGUGUCAGCAGUUGCCUCCUUACUGAAAGGAAGACAAGGAAUUUACACAGAGAAUGAAAGACGCCUGGGGACAGAGAUCCAGAUCCGCUUUUUCAAGAUUAUGCUGGUAUUCGUUAUCUGCUGGUCAUCGAAUAUCAUCAACGAGAGCCUUUUAUUCUAUCUUGAAAUGCAACCAGAUAUCAAUGAAAUACCCCUGAAAAACAUUAGAAGUGCUGCACUGAUCACAUGGAUUAUAAUGGGCGUUCUUAAUCCAAUGCAAGGCUUCCUCUUCACAUUAGCUUUCUAUGGCUGGACAGGAUGGAGAGUAGACCUGAAAUGGCGAAAGAGAGAAAUACCCUGGGAAUCAAUGUCCUCAUCAACUGUGGGUGAAAAUGCCUAUCCCUCACCAGUGAACUACCAAAGCAACAUCCAUGAUUCAAAGAAGAUAUCGACAACUGACAGCCAACAGACCGAUGAGGCUAUAAGCAUGUUGUCUGAAGGUUCUGAUGCUAGUACAAUUGAAAUCUACCUCUCAAGUGAGAUAUAUGACUUAAAUGGUAAUGAGGCUGAUGUUGAAUAACUGGAAAGCUGUGAAAGGCAUGAGCGGGAAAGAGUUCAGCUGCCCUCCAGAGGACGAAACAAGAUUUGCCAAAAUAGAGACAUUUCCAUUAUCAGCACAUUCGUGUUAUAAACGGGUCUGUCAGAACUAGCAGUUAAGAAGCAAAGUUGAAUCUCUCUCUGUCAACAAUACAGUGCAAGUUUACCGUUAAAAGGAAAAUAAGAAAUUAUUUAUUCAAAAAUAAGAGAAAUACUUUUGUAGAGAAUACUGCUAGAGAGAAAUACUUUUAUAGUAUAAAGGUGAAAAGAUAUCUAUUCUGCCAAACAUAUUACAUUUAAAUAUGCUUUUUCCUAUUGUAAUUUUCAUGAACCACAAAAUAAGAUAGAACUAGGUUACCUCCUGAAUCACUAGGCUGGCUCUUUAAAAGAGAAGUGAGGGCUGAAGUUGUUUCAGAUACAAUUUUUUUUUAGAAUAUUAACGAAAUAGCUCAAUAAUUCUGUGUGAUUGAUAGGUAAGGAAUUUCUGUGUUGGAGAAAUAUAAGGAAAUAUGUGUGGGUAAGAGAUUACUUCUGAGAUUUCUGAUCAGCAUGAAUGGGGAGCAGGAAACAGUGAAGAGUUUUGUUUCUCUAGCUGCCUAUUUUUCUUUUUAUGCUGCAAAGCUUUGUAUUACUGUUUCGGGGCAAACAGAAGAUCUAUCUUCAUUAAUAGCAAUAUGCCUUCAGGGCUAAUAUCCAGUAUGAUAUAUAUGAGUCCAAAAGUAGUUUUCUGAGAUUGGCACCUAAAGCGAUGGAUUUGUAUUACAACAUAAUUUGAAUCACAGUGUGUUGAUAAUUGAUGCCGAUUUAUUUACUGGUGUAUUUAAUCAUAUGUUUUGGAAAAAUAAAUAAUAACAUAAAAUGGCCUGGAAAAAACUACCAAACAUGGUUCUUGAUGAAAGUAAUCCAACUGCCAAAGAGGCGUCUCCAAACACACAGGUUACUAGCCGAUUGCUUUAAAACAAUUAGAAUGCCGUCUAAUAAAAGCAGCAACAAACUUGAAGAAAUGCAGCUAAA